AUGGCUGGGAGAAACAGCAGAUUCCCCUGCGUGUUGCUGCUGCUGCUGCUACUGCUGUUGUUGAUCGUCUGCUCGAGCCCUGCCACAGCUACGGAAACGACCGGCAGUCCGAGAUGGCUGAUACCUCGAACGAAUAUCACCGGGCCGAAUCCAGGCGAUUACAGGUGCGAGAGUGCUCGUGCCCCUGAUUACUAUGGAAUUGGUGUCCGCCUGGCAAACUCAUUUGUGCCCAGCGAUAUCGGUGGAGCCUUGGAUACAAAUGCGAUCUUCCUCUUUGCAAACCUUGUGGCCAUGGUGCGAUGUACCGUCACAAAGGUGCUGACACAGCUAGACUGCGUGGUCCUGAUGCAUCUGUCAGGCGGGACCGUCUUUUCGGUGCUCAGCCUUUGGGGAUACCGCACAUGUCAUUAUAUGCAGGAGGGCCCAAAGGGUAUCCGACACUUCGGCGGCUUUGGCACGCACCUCAGGCUCCUGCUGUCGAUGGCUGUCGCCGUGUAUGGCCUUUGGUUCUGGCUAUUCGGGAUCCUGCCAGACACUACCGACGUGAAUGUGGACACUGGCCCUUGCAGGACCGUCUAUACUUUCAUGUUUGCCAAAGUCCGUGCUGACGGCGGUGUGAGAAUCUUCUACAUUAUCGUCUGCAUCUGCUGUGUCAUUUACUUCGGCGUCAUGCUGCUCGCAUCGACCCUUUCUCUCCAUGCCAGGCUCGCAAAGGCAGUCGAUCUGGCCAAGAGAGGCAAAUGGCGUACAAGCACCCGACUGCACUAUGCCACGGGCCUCUACCAGAAAGAACUCCGCCGAAUAUUUUACUUCCUCCGAGUCGGCAACUUCCUCUUCAUUCUGUGGUCAAUGAUCCUCGUCGAAUGCACGCUCAACUUUAACCAUGUCAAGGAAGUGCUGGGCCCCGGCAACCGGAUCUUCUUCCCUUCUCAGCUCAUUCCGAUGAUCAUCGGCUGCUUCAGUUUUGUGAGGCUGGGGUACCGGGUGCUCGAAAGAUGGCGCGACCCGGACGACGAGCCGUCGCUUCCCACAGAGCCUCGAUCAGCCACCACACAACAGGACUUCCCGGGGCCGAAGAGGUUAUUUAAGGUCUUUGCGCCACCGACAAACUUUAACAACGCCCGUCUUCAAGUGCCUGAAGAUAUACCUCCCGAGGACUCGGACAUAGAUCAACUUGUGCAGGACGAACCCGUACGGCUGCGAUACCUAGUCACCUGGCUGCCCUGGCUGUCGUUGUUACAUUGGUGGAAGGACGAUGAGGAGCAGCGCCAAAAUUCGCACAAGCGUGAUGCCAAUAUGGAAAAGGGCCGUGCCCAUUCGCCGUCCUCCACUCUGCAGGGGUCUCCAACCACUCCGACUUUUGUGAACCCCUACAAACCACAGAUCCCAUAA
This is a messenger RNA of Fonsecaea pedrosoi CBS 271.37, 1392 nucleotides long. RefSeq lists its product as uncharacterized. NCBI's taxonomy places the organism in Eukaryota, Fungi, Ascomycota, Eurotiomycetes, Chaetothyriales, Herpotrichiellaceae. The transcript is spliced from 3 exons. The coding region runs from base 1 to 1392 and encodes 463 amino acids. The record is from RefSeq and is a predicted model, not a curated record.